AUGGAACUCCAGUCGAGGCCCCACGAUGUAUCUUCGAGAGUAGAUAUCGACCGCAGCAAUCCUCCACCGUCAGACAGGCAAGGCGAGCUGUCGGAAGAGCAAGCUACGACACGUUCGUACUUGAAGCUGAUAUGUGCCGGUUUCUCAUUCUUCUAUGCCGGGACCAAUGAUGGGACAACGGGGCCACUAUUACCGUAUAUGCUGCAGAGAUACAAUAUCAGCACUGGCCUGAUCACCGUCAUCUAUGUAGCCAAUUUCGCCGGCUGGUUCACCUCAGCCAUGACCAACACUCAUCUGACAACCACGAUACGUCUCUCCCUGGGCGCAACUCUGCUGUUGGGAGCAGGGUUGCAGCUCCUAUCUCAGCUAUUCAGGCUGUGGAAUCCGCCUUUCGGUCUAUUCUCUGUGACCUUCUUCUUUACAUCUCUUGGGCAAGCGUAUCAGGAUUCUUAUUCCAACACAUUCGUUGCAACUGUUCCAGGAGCACAUCGCUGGCUCGGUUUCAUCCAUGCUAUGUAUAUGUUAGGUUGCCUUACCGGCCCAUUUGUCGCCACUCCGAUAGCUAGUAAUAGUAAGUGGUACUAUACCUAUGCUGUCGAGGCUGGCCUAGGUGUCCUCAACCUUGGAUUCGUUUUUGGUGCUUUCGGCCGAGAUAUGUAUGAGGAGAGAAAGGAGAGGACAAGGGCAAUGGACGCACGGGAUGCACAAACACAGCAGCAGCGGCCGACGUCGACAGACGGUGUCAUUGCCGCGCGCGUCACCCCCGGUAGUCCUCAGUCCAGGAACAAGCAGGCUUUCAACGAGAUUCUGCAAACACUGAAACUCCGGUCAAUUUGGUUGAUCAGUCUCUUUUUUUUCUUCUUCUUGGGUGCAAUGAUCACGGCAGGAGGUUGGGUCGUCGAAUAUUUGGUUCGUGUGCGAGGCCGCAACAUGAAAACCAUGGGCUACGUGUCUGCAGGCUACAACGGCGGGGGCUUCCUCGGCCGUCUGCUGCUCAUGGAACCAACUCACCGUUACGGAGAGCGGCGCAUGGUAUUCCUCUAUGCGCUUGCUUGUCUUGCCCUACAGAUCAUGUUCUGGAGAAUACCCAAUGUUGUGGGCGACGCAGUGCUGUUCUCAGCACUUGGAUUUUUCGCCGGUCCAUUCUUUCCAACUGGAGUAUCCGUCGCUACAAAACUCUGUCCAAAGGCUAUCCAGAAUACAGCCCUAGGUUUCAUAUUUGUCCUCGCCCAAGCCGGCGGCAGUCUCUUCCCCGCCCUCACUGGUCUCGUCGCAGCUCAUGCUGGCGUUAAAGUCCUGCAACCGAUUCUGGCAGGCUUGUUUGUCCUGGUUUGCGCGAGUUGGUGGAUCAUUCCGAAAGCGGAAAAAGAGCGAGACUCGUGA
This is a messenger RNA of Cladophialophora bantiana CBS 173.52, 1383 nucleotides long. RefSeq lists its product as uncharacterized. Bases 1 to 1383 code for a protein of 460 amino acids. Gene Ontology annotation, molecular function: transmembrane transporter activity. Lineage: Eukaryota; Fungi; Ascomycota; Eurotiomycetes; Chaetothyriales; Herpotrichiellaceae. Gene Ontology annotation, biological process: transmembrane transport. The record is from RefSeq and is a predicted model, not a curated record. The transcript is spliced from 5 exons. Gene Ontology annotation, cellular component: membrane.